Messenger RNA from Capsaspora owczarzaki ATCC 30864, 627 nucleotides. RefSeq lists its product as hypothetical. Gene Ontology annotation, cellular component: endoplasmic reticulum; membrane; nuclear envelope. The coding region runs from base 9 to 455 and encodes 148 amino acids. Gene Ontology annotation, molecular function: glutathione peroxidase activity; glutathione transferase activity. The record is from RefSeq and is a predicted model, not a curated record. The transcript is spliced from 3 exons. NCBI's taxonomy places the organism in Eukaryota, Filasterea, Ministeriida, Capsasporidae.
CUACCAACAUGGCAUCCCUCGCAAUCCCCGCUGCUUUCGGCUGGCCGCUGAUCACUGCUACGCUCAUUAGCGCUCAGGUCGUCUACACUGGCUUCCGCUACGCCGGCGGUGCCCGCUCCCAGUUCAAGGUCCCCUACCCUGACAUGACUGGCCGCAACCUCAACGAGAACGACUGGAAGGCCUUCAACAACGCCCAGCGCGCGCACUACAACUACGUCGAGGGCGCCGCGUCCGUCAUUGCGCUCAACAUCAUCUCGGGCCUGUUCUUCCCGCAUGCAUCCGCUGCGGCUGCCGGCGUCUACAUUAUCGGCCGUGAGCUCUACGCCCGCGGCUACACCAAGAACGGCCCCACUGGUCGCUCGGUCGGCGCUGGUCUCCUCGACACUGCCCUUGUUGUCAUGUUCGGCUUGAGCCUUGUUGGUGCUGGUGGUCUUAUCUACCGCGCACGACAGUAAAUCACCUCCCUACAAUGCUGGGUGGGCAAAAGGCAAGCCCUCGCACUCGAGAUUGGCUCUCCGCUAGCCGUCUUUGAGAAGGUGACAGGGGGGUUGAUUGGGUUGAGUAAUGUAACAGAACACGCCGAGAUGGCGUGCUUUGUCAAUAAAGUUGUUUGCGACUCGCUAGACA